CGCCGUGUCUCGCGGUAAUUGGGCCGUUUCCUCCGCCGGCGUGAGGAGACCCGGGCUCUCGGGAGCCUUGGUUGCGCUUCGCCCUCGCCGCCCCCGCGCCGCAGCGGGCUCGCAGCCUUCCGCGCCCCUCCCGCUGCAGCGCGACGCCCAGGGCCAAAAUGAGUCUGUUUGGAACAACCUCAGGUUUUGGAACUAGUGGGACCAGCAUGUUUGGCAGCACAACCACAGAUAAUCACAACCCAAUGAAGGAUAUUGAAGUGACGUCCUCUCCUGAUGAUAGCAUUGGUUGUCUAUCUUUUAGCCCACCCACCUUGCCGGGGAACUUUCUUAUUGCAGGAUCGUGGGCUAAUGAUGUUCGCUGCUGGGAAGUUCAAGACAGUGGACAGACUAUUCCAAAAGCCCAGCAGAUGCACACGGGGCCUGUCCUGGACGUCUGCUGGAGUGACGAUGGGAGCAAAGUAUUUACAGCAUCAUGUGAUAAAACUGCCAAAAUGUGGGACCUCAACAGUAAUCAGGCGAUACAGAUUGCACAGCAUGACGCUCCCGUUAAAACCAUACAUUGGAUCAAAGCACCGAGCUACAGCUGUGUGAUGACUGGGAGCUGGGAUAAGACCUUGAAGUUUUGGGAUACACGAUCCUCAAAUCCUAUGAUGGUUUUGCAACUCCCGGAAAGGUGUUACUGUGCUGACGUGAUAUAUCCUAUGGCCGUGGUGGCAACCGCGGAGAGGGGACUGAUCGUCUACCAAUUAGAGAGCCAACCUUCUGAGUUCAGGAGGAUAGAGUCGCCACUGAAGCAUCAGCAUCGAUGUGUGGCUAUUUUUAAGGACAAACAGAACAAGCCAACUGGUUUUGCUCUGGGCAGCAUCGAGGGGAGAGUCGCUAUUCACUACAUCAACCCCCCAAACCCUGCCAAAGAUAACUUCACCUUCAAAUGUCAUCGAUCGAAUGGAACCAAUACUUCAGCUCCUCAGGACAUCUAUGCGGUAAAUGGAAUCGCAUUCCAUCCUGUUCAUGGCACCCUUGCAACCGUGGGAUCUGAUGGUAGAUUCAGCUUUUGGGACAAAGAUGCCAGAACAAAACUAAAAACUUCGGAACAGUUGGAUCAGCCGAUAGCAGCUUGCUGCUUCAACCACAAUGGAAACAUAUUUGCGUAUGCUUCCAGCUACGACUGGUCGAAGGGACAUGAAUUUUAUAAUCCCCAGAAGAAAAAUUACAUUUUCCUGCGUAAUGCAGCUGAAGAGCUAAAACCCAGGAACAAGAAGUAGUGGCCAGAGACUUCUGGGUUGGCCAGAGUUGUUUUCUCUCUGCUCUGCCUCGUCUCUGUACGAAUUGGGUCCCAGCUUUUGGUGGGUUGUAAGCCAUGGAGAAAACGACGCUAUUGUUCAGCAGUCAGGAGCCCCGCCAGCCGCGGCGACGGCCGUCUCUCCAUUCCACUGCCCGUUACAGACGUCCUCUGUAACUCUAAGGAGACUGAAGUCAUUACAGAAGUUAGAGUCUUGUGGGCCACUGCCAGGUAUUUUGCAGCACUUCAUUCGGCCGUGUACAUGUUAGAGAACAUUGGGAAGCAGUCUGUGAACCUGUACUGUAUUUUGUAAUAAAAUAUUUUGACGAUUG
This is a messenger RNA of Equus quagga, 1614 nucleotides long. It is a transcript of the gene RAE1, whose product is annotated as ribonucleic acid export 1. The coding region runs from base 159 to 1265 and encodes 368 amino acids. Gene Ontology annotation, cellular component: nuclear pore. The record is from RefSeq and is a predicted model, not a curated record. NCBI's taxonomy places the organism in Eukaryota, Metazoa, Chordata, Mammalia, Perissodactyla, Equidae. Gene Ontology annotation, biological process: transcription-dependent tethering of RNA polymerase II gene DNA at nuclear periphery; RNA export from nucleus. Gene Ontology annotation, molecular function: ubiquitin binding; RNA binding. The transcript is spliced from 12 exons.